AUGAUAGAGAAUAUGGCUAAUAUUAAGGAACAAAGACUUUUAGAAUUUAUUUUAUCAGGUCAGGGAAAAUUCCUGUCAUCUCAUUGUGAAAUUAGAAAAUCUAAAGGUAAUCAUCUCGGUAUUUAUGCCAAGCAGGGCAUCGUUAAGGACACCACUUUAUUGCAAAUACCGAAGAGCACCGUCUUUUCGGCAUCAAAUAGUAGUAUUGCCAAUCUGUUGCAGGAUGAAGAAAUAGAUGGACCGUUGGCAUUGACCAUUGCAUUCAUUUACGAGACUACAGUAUUCAGGGAACACAGUCAUUGGUAUUCUUACUUGAGAACAAUCAAAUUCAAGGAUGAGAAUUAUGGAUAUAUAUUACCACCUCCUUACUGGGAUAAUGAAGUCAAAAAGAUUCUUGGAGGCACCACAAUGGAUACGUUAUUUCACUGUUUUGAUAUAGAGGAUGAUAUACACCUGCUUUACGAAGUAGCCGAGGAGCUUGCAUAUACUUGGCACAAAGAUUUUGGUUUAGCAAUCCCUGAAGAAUAUUUUGACUUUAACCCAGACAAUAAAUCCGUAUGUAAAGACGUAAAACACCAGAAAUUUGUUUCCGUAAUGUAUGUUUUAUCAUCCGUAGGAUUUGAAAUUGAUACAUUUCAUGAGACGGGUUUAGUUCCCAUUGCUGAUUUGUUUAAUCAUAAUAUGGUUAACGCAAAUGUAGAUUUUGUAUCUAUCCACGAUGUCUGUGCUUACUGUGGAGAACUAGGAAUGUGUAAACAUAUAAUUGCUGAAGAAGCUGAGGAGGCAAGAGAUAUGGAUGAAUUAGGUGCACAUGCCCGAAAUUUGAAUGCAACGGCGAGAGGAGAUAGUGUCAUUGAUAUAAAACUUUUAGAAGAACUUGAAGAAGAACAAUUUGAAGAUGAAAAUGGAAGUCAAGACUCAUCAGACGACGAAGAUGAAUAUGAUGAAAUUACGGGAAAGAAAAAAGUUGAUCCUGAAGAAUGUGUAGAUGUUGUGACGACUCAAGACAUUAAAACCGACCAAGAAAUAUUUAUUUCUAGUGAAGAGAUUCCCAAUCCAUUAUUAUUGCUAAAAUAUGGGUACACGUUGCUUGAAAACCCAUUCGAUAUCUCCCAUAUGGCAAAUGAGGUUGAUUCAAUGAAUAAAGAGAAGACGCAUAAAGAUCGACUCGAAUGGUGGACUAGAAUUGGUUUGAAAUAUUUUUCCGAUUGGUACAGAAAGAUGAGAAUGACCGAGGAGACUGAAAGUGACUUUGAGGAUGCCAGUGAGAAUGAGGAGCAAGAAGAAGGGCCAGAGAAUGACGAAAAUACUGCAGAGCAAUAUAUGUUUGAACCCUAUUUAACUGCAACAGGCGAACCAUCUUUUAUUCUUCUCGCUAUUCUUAAUUUACUAACCAUGACUGCAACUGAGUGGAAGAAAUUCAUGGACCGCAUCCAAAAAGAAUCAACUCUUGAACGAUGUUUUUUAAGAUUGGAGGCUAGUGUUAUACAUAGUAAUCCAGCAAAAAAGCUUCUACAGCGAUUGAUUACCUGCAAGAUUAAGUCUUUGCCCGAUUCCAAUCUUUUUGAUAGCCUCGAUAUCAGCGAGGACGUACGUCGAAACAUAAAGGUUUUCCUCUCAUCAGAAAAAGAGAUUCUUAAAAGAGCGCUGAAAUUGUUGUAG
This is a messenger RNA of Naumovozyma castellii, 1662 nucleotides long. It is a transcript of the gene RKM3, whose product is annotated as protein-lysine N-methyltransferase. The transcript has a single exon. NCBI's taxonomy places the organism in Eukaryota, Fungi, Ascomycota, Saccharomycetes, Saccharomycetales, Saccharomycetaceae. The coding region runs from base 1 to 1662 and encodes 553 amino acids. The record is from RefSeq and is a predicted model, not a curated record.